AUGGGGACCGGCGUAUCAGUCGUGACUGGGGUCGCGCAAGGCGUAAGCGAACAGAAGAAACAGAACGCCGAUGCCUCCAACCAGACGCGCAUGCUGAAAUUCCACCUCGAUGUGCUCGUCGAUCCAUCAGCGCGUAAAGGCAAAGGCGAAGAGCUGCACAACACCAUCGUAACACUCCGAAACGACAAGUUAUGGGUCGAGUCCAAAAGCCCAAUCACCCGGAUGCCGCAAGAAGUCUCCCACCACCCAUUCACAGGCUUCUACGUCGCAUACCCAGACGACAAUCGCCCAUACACUCGGGGACUCGUCAGCACCAUCAGCGUCGACCCGCCCAUGCUGAACUGGAUCUACAUCGACAAAGACACGCUCGAAUGCAAGUACGCUUCGCGAAGUGGCAGCAUCGCGCAUCAUGUGGGUAGCUACGAUUGGACGAACGAGAGCAGCGAGAACUCGUGCAUUACUUUUGACGAGUUUGAGGGGUUCAUUGCAAUGGAAGAGGAGAACGGAGAGUGGGCCUUGUACUUUGAUUUGAACGAUGAUGGGUUGAAGGAGCAGAAGAAGGGGAGGAAGACGGUGGAGGUCAAUUUGCAGAGGAGGGUUAUUAGCGAGCAAGAGACGAACAAGUGGGGGCUGGCUGGGGAGGGGAAUAUUGGGUUCAAGAAGACCAGGGAGGUCUGA
Messenger RNA from Saxophila tyrrhenica, 678 nucleotides. RefSeq lists its product as uncharacterized. Lineage: Eukaryota; Fungi; Ascomycota; Dothideomycetes; Mycosphaerellales; Extremaceae. The record is from RefSeq and is a predicted model, not a curated record. The transcript has a single exon. The coding region runs from base 1 to 678 and encodes 225 amino acids.